AUGGCCGAUAACACCAGAAGCAAGUAUACUAGUGAAAAACUUGAUGAACUUUUACUAAAAUUUACCUCCUUUCAGAAUUCCAUGACCGAACGACUGGACGAGGUGGUAAAUCGUGUUUUAGCUCUGGAAAGCACUUCUCUUCCUGUCUCCCCUUGCCCCCUGAAAGUUUCCCCACUCUCUGAAAACUUCACCCACAAACAUCUUCCGAAGCUUGAU
Sphenostylis stenocarpa is the source of this 216-nucleotide messenger RNA. The record is from the annotation of a GenBank genome assembly. NCBI's taxonomy places the organism in Eukaryota, Viridiplantae, Streptophyta, Magnoliopsida, Fabales, Fabaceae.